AUCUCCAUCUCCAUCUCCAUCUCCAUCUCCAGCUCCAGCGCUAGCUACGACCUCACCUCCCUCCCUUCGCCAUGCAGCGAGCGGCCUACGCCCAGUCGCCCCCCCUUCACCACCCAGUCCCCCAGCAUGUGUCGACCGUGCCCCAACUAAGGUCCCCGCCGCCUCCCCCGGGCUCCGCGCAGUCCCAGCAGCAAGGUUAUGGGGGCACGCCGUACCAGCAGCAAGGCGGCAGCGCUGGCAAUGUGUUUGGCGCGUACGGGCAGUUCAUGAACGACCCCACGGCGCAGGUGGCGGCGCAGUUUGGACAAACCGCUUUCAAGCAUGGUCAGGAAUACGUCGAACAGAACUUUGGUCGAUAUGUCAACGUCUCGGCGCUCAAGCACUACUUCAACGUCUCGAACUCGUACGUCGCCAACAAGCUGUUUCUGGUUCUUUUCCCCUGGAGGCAUAAGCCGUGGUCGCGCAAGCAAGCCGUUGGCGCGAAUGGCCAGGAGGGUUGGUAUCUACCCCCGCGGGACGACGUCAACAGUCCCGACAUGUACAUUCCAGUCAUGGCUUUGGUGACCUAUAUCCUCCUCUCUACCCUCAUCGCCGGUCUGAGAGGCCAGUUCCAGCCCGAGCUCCUCGGCUACACUGCCACGACCGGUAUGCUCAUCGUCAUCGUUGAGAUAUUCGCGCUUAAGCUGGGAUGCUACCUCCUUAGCAUCUCCAGCCAGUCACAACUCCUCGAUUUGAUCGCAUACUCGGGAUACAAAUUCGUCGGCAUCAUCGUGACGAUUGUGGUUGCCGAGAUCUUCAGCGGUGGCAAGGGCACCGGUGGCUGGGUGGGCUGGCUCAUCUUUCUUUACACCUUCCUGGCCAACGCGCUCUUCUUGAUGCGGUCUCUCAAGUAUGUUCUCCUGCCCGAAACCUCGGACAGCAGCGGAGGUCCUAUGCAGACGGAGACACGAGCGAAGCGCAACCAGCGAACCCAGUUCCUCUUCUUCUAUUCGUACAUUGUGCAGCUCUUCUUCAUGUGGGCCAUGAUCCAGUCCGCCGCGCUGGGCGGAAUCGCCAACGUGCUGGCGCAGGUCAUCUCGGCGUACAGAACUGGGACUGAAGUGUCGAUCGACUGGGUGCCCGUGUUCCAGUUUCUGCUGUUCAACUUGCUGAGCACGCCGCCCAACUUUGUCUGGCAAGAGUUCCUAGAAUCCACAUUCCCCGCCUAUCCUGCUCCCCCUCACCCAAAAAAGUCCGACGACCCUCCGCCGCCGCCAAAGCUUUCCGUCCGCAACACCGCCAUCAAGCUGGUCCUCGACCAGACCGUCGGCGCCAUCCUCAACACCCUGCUCUUCAGCAACUACGUCCACGCCUUGCGCGCCGCUCUUCACCCUGCGCCCCGCAUCACCAGCCUCUUCAAGGCCAUUACCUUCUGGACUAGCCCUGGCACCGUCGACCUCACCCGCGUCAACUGGGACGCCGUCUGGGCCGCCUCGCUCGACGAGUUCUGGCCCAUCCUCGUGGCUGGAUGGAAACUCUGGCCUGCUGUUAGCCUAGUCAACUUUUCUGCCGUCAAGACGGUCCAGGGCCGGAACCUGGUUGGUUCUCUAGCCGGCGUGGUUUGGGGUAUCUACAUGAGCAUGAUUUCGGCACAAUAGGUCUUCAACUCUUGGCUAUAGAGCCCGCACUUGAUAUUUGUGUGUGAAGCAGAUGUAGAGUAGACUCUCCAGGGCUAUUAUAUGUACACUCCUGGCUCGCAACAUGUUGCGUAAUAGAUGCCACGACAGACAGUUGACAUGCGAGUGUACAGAGACUCUUGUCAGCUCUUAUAGCAACAGGUCGUAAAUCGGAGCAGGACAUGGAGGAAAUGAGCACACCAAUAGGAAGAAACUUUAGAAUGUAAGAAAAAAAGCUC
Messenger RNA from Ilyonectria robusta, 1894 nucleotides. RefSeq names its product YIF1-domain-containing protein. The record is from RefSeq and is a predicted model, not a curated record. NCBI's taxonomy places the organism in Eukaryota, Fungi, Ascomycota, Sordariomycetes, Hypocreales, Nectriaceae. Gene Ontology annotation, cellular component: endoplasmic reticulum membrane; endoplasmic reticulum-Golgi intermediate compartment; COPII-coated ER to Golgi transport vesicle. The coding region runs from base 72 to 1637 and encodes 521 amino acids. Gene Ontology annotation, biological process: endoplasmic reticulum to Golgi vesicle-mediated transport. The transcript is spliced from 7 exons.